Paecilomyces variotii is the source of this 1756-nucleotide messenger RNA. RefSeq lists its product as hypothetical. Bases 300 to 1472 code for a protein of 390 amino acids. The transcript has 3 exons. Lineage: Eukaryota; Fungi; Ascomycota; Eurotiomycetes; Eurotiales; Thermoascaceae. The record is from RefSeq and is a predicted model, not a curated record.
UCUAACCCCGUAUUAUUAACUCCGGAUACAGACUCGCCGCUGUCACGUUAGACUAAUGAGCAGCCGAGCCCAGUGGCUUCGGCUGUGAAGCCCAAGUGCAUCAAGUUUUAGUAACUAGCGGAUUCUACCGUUAAGUUAGUAAGUCGUAAGUCGUACAGUACUUCUGUCACAGGUCAUUUUUAUUUAAUAAUUAACAAGAGGCCUGAUCAGAUCUCAGAUCCUCUGUGACCGCCUCUUGGUCGCUCGAUCCGUUCGUUUCCUUCUUUCUUUAUUUUGUUCUAUAUGCCCCUGACCGCAAAAUGACCCGUGUGUUCGAGAAUGCGUCCAAUCUUCAGCCAUGGUCGAUAGCAACUUGUGUUUCGGUGACGGGACUGGCUUUCGUCACCGUAUGCUUGCGUCUGCUUUCUCGCUACGAACGGAAGCAAAAGCUCUGGUGGGAUGACUACAUGGUCAUCUUCUCCAUGGUGUGGAACAUCAUGGUAUUGGGAUUCAUCCUUGGAAUGAUCAAGUAUGGCAUGGGUCUUCAUGCAGACACUAUUCCACCCGAGCACGUCGUCAUGAUCGCAAAACUCCUUGUCGUCGCGGAGGUUCUCUACGUUUAUAAUCUAGUGUGGACAAAGAUUAGCUUCCUGCUGAUGUACUACCGCAUCUUCCAUGUGCCCUAUUUCAAGAAAUGGGCCUAUAUCAUCGGUACCUUUGUCGUCCUCUGGGUGAUCACGAUCAUGUUCGCAUUUAUCUUCAUUUGUGUCCCCGUGGAGAAGCUGUGGACUCCUUCAUUGCCAGGCCAUUGCAUCAACCAGGUCGGCACGUGGAUUGCGAACGCUUGCUCAACGAUCGCCACCGAUCUGGCCAUUCUCGUCCUGCCCAUUCCACAAGUGUGGAAACUACAGCUAGCGCGCUCCCAGAAGAUCGCACUUACGAUUGCUUUCUGCCUCGGCUUUUUCGUCGUCUUCGCAUCGGCCUAUCGUUUCACUGUGCUUUUCUCCUACUCCGCCCUCGAUUCCUCCUAUACUUUAGCGCCCACUGUCGGCUGGACCGCCAUUGAAAUCUCUGCAGGCAUCAUCUCAGCAUGCUUGCCUACUUUGCGCCCUGCGUUGCAACUGUUUGCCCGGAAGUGCGGUAUCAAAGGCUUCAUGUCUGAUCUGCGGACCACACCAGCGACGGGCUAUUCGGGGACUGGGCGUUCGAAGGGAGGUAGCCACGGGCCCGGUACGACGAUCGAUUCCACCACGAGCCAUGCGCGAUCGGAAAGCCAGCGACGCUUCUAUCGGCUGGACGAUGAAAGUGGCACUGGCCAGAUGGAGAGCGAUCGAUUCCCGAUCGACAGUUCGUUGAGGCCCAAGCACGGCUACAUUUACACGACUUCUGUUCUUGGUACGACUAAAAACAAUGAUGCAGACAGUCUGAGCGGCGAUGAAGUCCCUCUGCACAGCAUCCGUGUGCAGAAGGAUUUCAAGCAAGUGGAAGGAUGAUCGCUAUCUCGGCGAGAGCCACUCCCAAGUACGUAUGGUACUCUAGUAUUAUAACUUGGCGCAGCCCUCCCCACCAGAUCGGUUCGUGCUAGGAUUCCGCCGUUCGCUGCGGGCUGUGCUCUCUUCACGGGGGAAACAGCACCCGUACAUAUGGGAUGAACGACUGUAUAUAGAGAUUUUGUAGCAUAUAUCCCACCAUUCAAUGUCAAAUUCCUAAUUUUCUUUUGUUCGCCCCUUUUUCUUUUCUUUUUUUUUUUUAUUAUUUCCCACUCCUGCGUAUAAGG